Ambispora gerdemannii is the source of this 444-nucleotide messenger RNA. Lineage: Eukaryota; Fungi; Glomeromycota; Glomeromycetes; Archaeosporales; Ambisporaceae. The record is from the annotation of a GenBank genome assembly.
AUGCCGUGGGGCGGACUAGGAUUGUUACCGAAUCCAGAAAUGAAAAGACGCACACAGCAUUACGGAUACGUGUUCAGCUAUCGAUAUAGAAAAAUUCUCGAAAAUUUAGUCACAUUGCCACAAUUUCUUGACUUCAUUAUCACACGAUGCAUAUCCCAAGGAAUCAUUGAUACACCCCCUAAUAUGUGUAUAGUUAACGAGUAUAACCCCGGGCAAGGCAUAAUGCCGCACACAGAUCCAUCCACUUUUGGUCCUACAAUAUUGAGUCUCUCAUUAUCAUCACCCUGUAUAAUGACUUUUUCUCACGUAACCACCGAAAAGAAUUCUAAGAAUAACGUUGGAUCUUCGUCUUGUGUGAUUCUACGUGAGUAUGCAAAAAUAAAAAAGCCGUUACGAUUACCGACACUCGAUAUCAAAAGAUCUGAUCGAGUUCUUUGGGCAUGA